Diachasmimorpha longicaudata is the source of this 830-nucleotide messenger RNA. Its product is annotated as COMM domain-containing protein 5-like. The record is from RefSeq and is a predicted model, not a curated record. The transcript has 4 exons. Gene Ontology annotation, cellular component: nucleus. Bases 131 to 754 code for a protein of 207 amino acids. NCBI's taxonomy places the organism in Eukaryota, Metazoa, Arthropoda, Insecta, Hymenoptera, Braconidae.
GCAUGUGUUGGGUGAGAAUAGUCAAGUGAAUGAUCUUUUGUCAACAUCAGCUGUGAACUGUAAAUGUUCUCAAAGCCGCUGAGUAGACUAAGGCUAGUGCUAGUUCACCAAGAAGUAGAAAGAUUUCUCCAUGUCAAGUGAUACAGCGAUAUGUUUGACAACUACGUUAGGAAGUAAAGGAAAACAUAUAUCCGAGAUAAAGAAGACCAUUCUACGGCCCCUUAUCCAACUGGCGGUGAAAGCUAUUGAGCAGGAGCACAUCGAGGAUGGCAUCCUCGACAGAUUAUCCGAAAAAUACAACUUACCACCGGAAAAAGUCGAUGAGUGGUAUUCGACAGUUCUCACAAUUUUUAAAGCUCACCUGAGAUCUGCCAAUAGUCCUAUGAAGACUGCGGACUUCAAAGAAUGUCUACAAGAAUUAAAAUUUGAAAAUAGUUGCAUCGACGACUUGUGUGCGGUACUGUAUGGGCAUAAACGACCCGCCCUGAUCCACGCUCUAACAGAAAAAACUAAAUUUUUUCCAAUGUUGAAGGCUUGCCGUUGGAGAAUUGAUGUAACGAUAUCUUCCAGUUAUCUGUCUCGAGUCUUGGAACCCACAAUUUUGAUGGAGUGGACAUUGAGUUCAGGACAGCGAUAUAUGUUUGAACUGAGUAUGGCUAAAUUUCAUUUACUGAGGCACACAAUAGCAAGUUUACUUCUAAGAAUGCAAGAACUUGAAAGUACGACUGUAUCAAAAGCCAUUCCUGUCAGCUAAGAGUCUCCUAUAGAAUUUAUACGAUAAAAAGUUAAACCAGAAGAAUAUAUAUUUCUAAUGAAAUCAUGAAGAACAA